AUUUGUUUAAAAAUGGCAGAAUAGUAAUAAGCGGAUUAUUUGAAUCUUAAAGUGAAAUCAUAAGAUGGAGAGGAAGUGUUUUUUAAAAUUAAAAAGUAAACAUAAUUCAAGAAAUUAAUGGAUGCAUAUUGUUCAAGGCAAAAUGUACGAUCAGUUAAUUAUUUUUUUAGUUACAAAUUCAAAAUGUUCGAUUUUUAUUUGAUGGUGAAAGAAUAUUAGAAACAUAAACUCCUGCUGAUGUAAUUUUGCUUAGCUUAUAUUUAGAUUGGAAUGGAAACAGGUGAUGAAAUCGAUGUCGUAAUAGAAUAAGUUGGUGGCUUGAUGUAAUAAUUGUGUUGA
Paramecium sonneborni is the source of this 339-nucleotide messenger RNA. The record is from the annotation of a GenBank genome assembly. Lineage: Eukaryota; Ciliophora; Oligohymenophorea; Peniculida; Parameciidae.